GUUAGUGAAUACUGUAUAGCCUGCAUUGGAAUUAACGUUGGGCGUUGUCGUUUAUUCGUUGAUACCUGCCUUUUUGGCGAUUUUUGUGUAUAAAAUAGUUUUAAAACAUGCAGUGUAAUUGGAAUUCCGGAGGUGCAUGCGUUUUGUGGAUUUUUAUCGCCUUUCUGCACAAUGUUACAGCGCAAUUGUUGAACAACACAGCGACAUGGUGCACUGUCUCAGAUGGAGAACUGCAAAAAUGCCGAGCUUUUUCAAAAGCAAUUGAUAGAGAAAGCAGUUAUUUCAAAUCCUAUUAUAUUUCACUGAACUGCAUUCAAGCAUUUAACAAGGAAGAAUGCAUGACUCUUCUCGAUCAAGAAAAAGUGCAGCUGACUACUCUGGAUGCAGGAGAAGUUUUCAUAGCUGGAAGAUACCACAGUUUGGUUCCAAUUAUGAGAGAAGUAUACAGCGAAAGAUUAAAUUAUCAAUUCGCGGUUGCAGUGGUGAAGAAGAAUUCUUUACCGGAUGUUGCAACCUUACAUGACCUGAGAGGCAAAAAAGCCUGUUUUGCUGGUGUUGGUACAUUGGCUGGAUGGGUCAUGCCGAUUCAUAUGCUAAUGAAGCAAGGCGGAAUGGAAAUUAUUGACUGCAACAACCACGUGAAGUCAACAAUCAAAUAUUUCGGUCCAAGUUGUGCUGCGAAUUCGUUGAUUGAUAAAUACAAUCCAUUAGGUGACAAUUCUGAUCAGCUGUGCAAAAUCUGUAUUGGGAAAAUACCUGGGGGCAAAUGUACAAAUGCAGAUCCUUAUUCUGGAUACGAAGGUGCAUUUCGAUGUUUGACUGAAGCUGGAGAUAUUGCUUUUUUGGUUCAUACAACAGUACAAGAAAUGACGGCAAAUUUGUACGAAUUUACUGUACAAAAAAAAGAAAAUUUUGAAUUGCUCUGCCCUGAUGGAAGUCGAAAACCGAUUGACGAAUACCGACUCUGCAAUUGGGGUGAAAUUCCAUCUCGAGCGAUUGUAACUUCUUCAGCCACGAAACAAGGCACACGAAAGUUGUAUCAGAGAUUUUUAGAGAUGGCAGCUCGUCGAUUUACCAAAGACGGUGCAAACUCGACGACUGAAUCCAGUAAUACUCGAUGGGAUGGUCGACAAAAUAGCUACGACAACAGAAGUGGUUUCGAUAGGUUCAACUAUGACAGUACUAAUCCUUCAGGAUUUAAUCCCAACUACAAUAACUACGAGAAUCGAAAUGAAUUCGAUAAUCACAAUAAUAAUGAUAACACUAAUUAUAACAAUAAUUACGACAGUCGCGACGGAUUCGACCGAAGCUACAGUGGUUCUUGGGACAAUUUGCGUAAUGAUAGAAAUAAAAGUUCUUUGAAUCCAGAAGGUUUGUCAACAACAGAAGUUCCAUCCAUUGAAACAAUUGAAACCUUCAAUUUAUUCGAAUCAUCUCCAAAAUAUGGCGUUCACCAUAACCUUCUAGUUUCUGAUGCAGCAAGGGAAUUUGUUCCUUUGCCAGAAAAAGAUCAAACAUAUUCUGCAUAUUUGGGAAAGGCAUUAGAUUCAGUUUUGGCUGUGAGACAUUGUCCGGUAAACAGAAUGACUUUGUGUGUCACUUCGGACCCGGAAAUGGAAAAGUGUAUUAAAAUGAAGAUUGCAUUGGAUGCUCAGUUAUUAAAGCCAAAAUUGUUUUGUUACAAAGGACAUAGUCAAAUUCAUUGCAUGCAGGCAAUAAAGAAUGGAAUCGCUGAUGUAGCAAUGCUAGAUGCCAGUGAUGUUUAUACUGCCGGAGUACGCUUUGGUUUGGUUCCUUUCAUUUCUGAAGUUUACAAUCUUGGCGCUCCUGAGUACUACGCAGUUGCGGUUGCUAAGGAAGAGGACAAAGAUACGGAUUUAACUUACCUGAAAAAUAAGUACACUUGCCAUACAGGAAUUAAUACAGCUGCAGGCUGGGUGUAUCCACUCGCAUAUAUGCUUUCUAAUAGAUGGAUGAGGGGAUAUGGUUGUGAUUCUGUUCGGGCGGCCGCCGAAUAUUUCACCAAAUCUUGUGUACCGGGUGCCUUGAGUACGGAGUACAAUAUAGGUGUUCCUUACGACAACAUGUGCGACCUCUGCCACGGUACCAGUUACAGAUAUUGUCGGCGAGACGCAUCUGAAGAUUAUUUCGGAUACACAGGAGCCUUCCGGUGUUUAGUUGAAGGUGGAGGAGACGUGGCUUUUGUGAAACACACAACCGUUGCAGAAAAUACAGACGGAAAGCGCAAGGAAUUGUGGGCUCGUAAUACGUUCACAAAAGAUUUUCAAUUGCUCUGUCCCGAUGGUACUCGUCGCUCGACUUAUGAUUAUCAAAAUUGCAACUUAGGAAAAGUAGCAGCGAAUGCCGUUGUCACUCGAGGAGGAUAUUACGGCUACAACGAAACGCAACUCAAUGCUUAUAUUAAUCUGUUCAUUUACGCCCAACAAUUCUACGGAAGAAAGGACCAAGAUGAGUACAGUUUUAGCAUGUUUUACAGCACUCCACCAUACAGUGAUUUGAUAUUCCAAGACGCCACACAACAAUUGGUUGUGAUUAACAAAGAUAAGAGGGAAUACAUUGCCUAUUUAGGGCCAGAAUUCAUGAGAGCGAGAAGAAUGGUCGAUUGUAAUGCAGGAGCUUCGUCUAUUGCAUAUUCAUUAAUCGGAACUGUAGCAAUGUUCCUACUCACUCUAGUCCUUGGCAGAUGAGUCUUCUUUUUAUAACAUUCCCCAUGUUAGUUAUUUAUCAUCUAAGGGCCUUAAGGGCAUGUGAUACUUAUAAAAUUGUCGAUUUUGCCAGUUUUAGGUUCCGCCGGCUUUUUUUCUAGAAUAAUAAAUAUUUUGUCUUAU
Messenger RNA from Belonocnema kinseyi, 2849 nucleotides. RefSeq names its product melanotransferrin (gene Tsf2). NCBI's taxonomy places the organism in Eukaryota, Metazoa, Arthropoda, Insecta, Hymenoptera, Cynipidae. Gene Ontology annotation, biological process: iron ion transport. The transcript has 9 exons. The record is from RefSeq and is a predicted model, not a curated record. Gene Ontology annotation, cellular component: recycling endosome; early endosome; plasma membrane. Bases 108 to 2708 code for a protein of 866 amino acids.